Brienomyrus brachyistius is the source of this 4810-nucleotide messenger RNA. Its product is annotated as forkhead box protein K1-like. The coding region runs from base 714 to 2603 and encodes 629 amino acids. Lineage: Eukaryota; Metazoa; Chordata; Actinopteri; Osteoglossiformes; Mormyridae. Gene Ontology annotation, molecular function: DNA-binding transcription factor activity, RNA polymerase II-specific; RNA polymerase II cis-regulatory region sequence-specific DNA binding; protein binding. The transcript has 9 exons. The record is from RefSeq and is a predicted model, not a curated record. Gene Ontology annotation, biological process: regulation of transcription by RNA polymerase II.
AUCUCACGAAAACGUCGUCGCUCUACGGAUUUUGGACUUUGGUGGCGAAACGGAAGUCUCGGGACAAGUAAAAAGCGUCGGCGUGUGGGAAACAAAAUCACAGCUACAUUUCCCUUUAUUUUGUCAUUAGGCCAGUGCCACAUGUAAAGCACGUGUCGCCCAGUUCCGGGAACUGCUUGACUGUUAACUCCUUGCUGUAUCCCUUCUUGGUAAUUCGUUUAGCCGGAUAUUUAAAUGUGUCUUGGCGAAAACCUGUUCUUGACAUCACGAUCUCUAGCCGUCGGGAAUCUUGUUGUAAAAGCACAUGCAUCAGGAUAUUCAGCAAGUGAGCAUCGCCUGAAGUUGCAGGGCAAUACAAACAAACCAGCCUUGAUCUAUCUUAAGUUAUUGAUCUCGAACAGGUGCCAUCGGAUACCUUAAAAAAAGACCAAUCGGUUUUAUUAGACAAUUUCCUUUUUAUAUUUCUACCACUGUCGCAGCUAAUUAAAAGUAUUAAUAAUAAAGAAAAACAGUUACGCUUUUGGAGGGAUCCCCCUAAACACAAUGCAGGGCUCCGUGACCCUCUGAGCCGGGCGCCAGAUACUGUAACGUCCCAGCAGUAAGCGCCGGCUCCGGGCGCUCCGGCACGCGUGUUUGCGGCAGCCCGGCCCAUGCGGCGGCUAGCUGUUCCCACCGAGACGGCUGCAGUUCCCGGUGUAUUUUCGGAGUAGAAGAUGGCCGAUUUCGAGGAGAAUACUGGAGCUCGGGCUCUGCUGGCCCUGAAGUCCGCCCCCCGCAGCCCCAUGCCGGUCUCGGCUGCGAUCAUGCCGCCGGCCUUGGCGCGCCUGGAGGGCAGGGACCUGGAGUUUGCCAUGCGCCACAAAGUGAUCACCGUGGGCCGCAACUCGUCGCACGGCUCCGUAGACGUCAGCAUGGGCCACUCGAGCUUCAUCUCCAGGCGGCAUUUCCAGAUCACCUUCGAGGAGCCCCAGUUCUACCUGCGCUGCCUGGGCAAGAACGGCGUUUUCGUGGACGGCGUCUUCCAGCGGAGGGGGGCGCCUCCCCUGCAGCUGCCCAGGGAGUGUACAUUUCGCUUCCCCAGCACGUCGAUCAAGAUUCAGUUCACGGCGCUGUACCACAAAGAGGCCUGCAAGGAGGAGGAGGCGCUGUCCCCUGUAAGGCCACUCUACCCCCAGAUCUCGCCUCUGAAAAUCAACAUUCCCGACGCUGAUUUCAGGAGCAUGAUGAGCCCCCUGCCCUCUCCGACAGGAACAAUCAGUGUUCCCAAUUCCUGUCCUGCGAGUCCUCGCGGGGCAGGGUCCUCGGGGUACCGGUCUGCGAUGAACAUCGCCUCUGACCUGCAGAUGGCGGCAGAGUUUGCUGCCAAGGCUGUGUCUGAGGAGCAGGCGGACAUGUGCGAAGGCGAUGGCCCCAAGGAUGAGUCCAAGCCACCCUACUCGUACGCACAGCUCAUAGUCCAGGCCAUCUCCUCGGCUCAGGACAGACAGCUAACACUAAGCGGGAUCUACGCCCAUAUCACCAAGCAUUACCCUUACUACAGGACUGCCGACAAGGGCUGGCAGAACUCCAUUCGGCACAACCUGUCCCUCAACCGCUAUUUCAUCAAAGUGCCGCGGUCUCAGGAAGAGCCGGGCAAAGGCUCCUUCUGGAGGAUCGACCUCACGUCCGAGGCCAAGCUGGUGGAGCAGGCCUUCCGCAAACGCCGCCAGAGGGGCGUGUCCUGCUUCCGCACCCCCUUUGGCCCCCUGUCGUCCAGGAGUGCCCCUGCCUCCCCCACCCACUCCGGCCUGCUGUCGCCCCACCCGAGCGGCAUGCAGACCCCCGAGGCACUGUCCCGCGAGGGCUCCCCCAGCCCCCAAGACCACAACCACGGUCCCAAGCUGGCCGCCGUGCCUGAGUACCGCUACUCGCAGAGCGCCCCAGGCUCUCCCAUCAGUGCCCAGCCGGUCAUCAUGGCCGUCCCGCCACAGCCCUCGGCCAUAGUGGCCAAGCCCCUGGCCUACGUCCCCGCCUCACUCGUCGCCUCGCAGCAGUCUGUGGGCCAUGCCAUGCACAUGGUGCAGCAGGCUCCCACGGUGACCAUGGUCAGGGUGGUGACCACGUCGGCCGGCUCGUCCAAUGGGUACCUCCUUGCAAGUGCCCCUGUGGCAUCUGACCAGCAGGGGGCAGUAGAGCACUCUGAAGUGAGCAGAGGGGAUGAGAAGCCUCCAGGGGGCUACACAGCGCUCCCUGCAGGCAGCGGUGUCAUUCAGUCACUGGGGAGCCAGGCUGGUGGUGGCCUGCAAAGCGCCUUCCCGAUGCAGCCGGUGUCCUUGGGUCAGCACCAGCUGCCGGUCCGAGCCGUGACCCAAAAUGGCAAACGCGUGCUACCUGUUGCCAGUGUGACCAGCAAUAUCUACGCUGUCACCAACCCACUUCAGAUCCUGGCUGCCCAGGCCUCCACCUCCUCCCCGGUCACCUUGAACAGGCCGCCCAGCGUUGAAGCCAGAGAGCCGGAAACAGUGCCAGGCGAGCCCCAGGCCAAGAGGCCUAGAGCAGAAGAUGAUAAGAUGGCUUCGGUGCCUCAGCCGGUCAUUGUGGUGAACCAGGAUGCCAGCAAAUAAAAAAAAAAAUAACAGGAGAGACAACACUCAGGAUCCUUUAAAUCUCUCCCCCUCCCCCCCUGUUCCAUUCACCGAGGUGUCAAACCAUUAAGGGGUGGGGAAAGACUCUCUUAAUACAAACAUAACUUCCUUAGCUAAAGAUACCAGUGCUGAUGCAGGUUUAAUAGUUUCAUAGGAAGAUGUUUGAGCCGAAGGUUGUGGACUCAUCAUGCCUUAAAAACACACACACACACCCUGCUGUUCUCAUCUGGCAAUAAAAGCAGCCCUUUGGACCAAGAGAAAAGCAUUUUUACCUGCAAGUUCUCUGAAACAACAUUGGAGUAGGGGCUAGGGUGGGACCAAAGCCACACUGCGUUCAGACUCUGAAAUGAAAGCAUUAAUUAUAGAGACGGAGCCACCAAAGCAAUGCAAGGACCUCUGUGACCACCGAGAUGCACAAGCUGGUAUUCUGUGUGAAACAGACUUUGAUUUGUUACAUUUUAAUAGCAGAAAAGUAUGUCCAGAGUGACCACUAGGCUUUGAGAGACUCCUAGGAGGUCUGCAUGCCGCAGAUCUUUUAGAAACAAUCACCAAACGUAGAGCCACCUGCUUUAAAUUGUCACCGUCUGGUGACUCUUGCUCGUCCUGCCCUGGAGUUCGCCGAAUGAAUGUCUUUUGGUUUUACCCUUUCUACGCAAGGCAUAUUCACUGUUACGCCUUUGUUUAGUUUUUGAAAUGCAGGCGAAGGCAGGAUUUUUUUUUAAGUGGUAGGCAAGAGGUAUGGUUUGUAAAAUAAGCUUAUAAGAAUCUUAAAUGCAGGAUUUCACACAUCAGCGUGAGGGCACCUACGCAGAGGAGGGGGAGUUUGUGAAGGUUUGUUUUUUUUUUUAAACAUGCCUUGCAUAUCAUAGCCCCAAAUCCAAUGACACAUUUAAAUAAUCACAGCGGUGUGUGAUAUGCAUGUAGACAUGUAUGUCUGAAAAGGUUUCAAAUGCAAUACGUGCUUUGGAUAAGUAUGAAUGUAAUUUACUGGUAUAAGUCUGAAAACUGCACCAGACGCUGUACUGACAGAACAGGAAAUUUGGGAAAGUUCUCAAUUUUUCUAAUUUUAUGGGGGGGGGGGGGGGGACUAAUCAGGAUUCAUAAACUCAUUUAAUUUAGAAAAACUUCUGAGGAGUUUCGAGUGCCUUUAAGAUUUCCGAGUGUAUAAUUUCUUCUUAAUUCAUGAACAAGCUUCUCAUAUAACUGAAUGUCUGUUUACUCAGCAGUAUUUUUAGGAUGUUGCCUCACAAUGCUCCCUGUCCACACAAACCGCUAAACACAGCAUGUCCAUUUGUGUCGAGUGAUGAAAACAUGCUUUGCUCUGGAACAGUGUUUUCCAACCCGGUCCUAUGGGGCCCACAGACGGUCCACCUUUUCGAUGCUUCGCAGCUCCUGGUAGAGCAAAAACGUGGAUUGUCUUGUAGGUCCCCAAGGACCAGAUUGGGCGGCCCUACUCUAGAAUUGGCCAAUCAGCGGUGUUGUAUGUUCCAUAAUUCCAUCUCUGCACUCUUUCCUGGUUCCAGGGGUCACACAGACCGAUUCAUUUCUGAUUGUCAUGAUUUCAAAAGGAGGACGGCUCAGCGUGCAGCUGUGGUGGUAGCUUGUCCUACCCAAAAUUGGUCGGCAGCAUUUGUGUCUCUGAAUUACCCACAGUCUCUGCGUGUCUGCGCAUGUUUGAUCGGCUUGGCUUCUCGUUCAGGGUGUCCCCUGGCUCUCGCCCUGUGCUUUUUGUUUGUUUGUUUAUGCUCCAAGUCUGUUAUGUUGAAUGAAUGGUUUCCACGGUGACACUGGUGCUGUCAUAGAAAUAAUGAUGAUUGGGGGAAAAUGAGUAUAUAGAUGUAAUGCUUUUUAUUUUGGUAGCUUUCCUUAGUAAGUAGACAUCAGGGGGCUCUAUAGCUGAACACAAUGAUCUGAACCUGUUCGCUACCUACUGUGAUGCUUUUAUAACAAAUAAAGCAUCAGUAACGUGGGUAUGCCCAUUGAACUUGUGUCUGCAAAGAAGCAUAAGAGUGACUGUGAAAAUGCACGUUUGCACCCAGCUCUCGGCGUGGUUCCAGCUCCAUUCGCCUCCGGUCCUCUUUGGCCUCUGCCUGUCUUUCCAUCUUAGCAGCCUUUAAAUACUGGUCAGGUUUUCACAUGGAGUUUUCUUGUCUGUUUUACAUUAAAUUCAUUGCUGUUCAGUAGAA